Messenger RNA from Dendronephthya gigantea, 4361 nucleotides. Its product is annotated as E3 ubiquitin-protein ligase Mdm2-like. NCBI's taxonomy places the organism in Eukaryota, Metazoa, Cnidaria, Anthozoa, Malacalcyonacea, Nephtheidae. Gene Ontology annotation, biological process: negative regulation of apoptotic process; regulation of cell cycle. The coding region runs from base 521 to 2017 and encodes 498 amino acids. The transcript is spliced from 9 exons. The record is from RefSeq and is a predicted model, not a curated record. Gene Ontology annotation, cellular component: nucleus. Gene Ontology annotation, molecular function: ubiquitin protein ligase activity.
GCCGCGUACAGUUUGAACAAUGAACCAUUGAGGAUUAUAUGCUGAUUUUUAGCGGGAAAGAAGCGACUUUUUUAAGCACCCCACACUGAUUUACAAACACGUUUAACCAAUGAGAAACAUGCCUGGCCACGUUUUCAUUGAUCUGUCGAGACAUGUUCAUACGAAGAUUAGCAUCUGUAAAGAAGACUAGAGAGAAUAUUGUUGCUGAUCAUCAACCCGUGACUGUUGAUGCACUUUUUUAAUGCUUUCAAGAGCAAUUUACGAAAUAUCAUACGUAUAAUAUCUUUCUUAUACAGGCUUUGAAGUAACAUUUUUGUCUUUAAACAAGACGAAGGGUUUUGUAGAAAUUGUAUUUACUCUACAUUGAAAUACGGUCGGGAGCGAAAUUCUCCUCACGUUGUCAUUUGUAUAUGAGUGAGUACUCAACACGCUUACUUACAAAAGGCAAAGAAUUGAACUUUCGUCUCCUAGUAAGUUCUUUAGUGUUAAGUAUAUCGCGUUGUUUUUAAAUUCCUAUUAAAUGGAGCAACCAUUGCAAUGCAGACAAGACGUAGAACCCGUGCGAAAGAGGAAAAGAAAGCGCAGACGGCGAUGCAAAAGGCACCCCCAAGAAGGGCCACAUUCACCGACUUGUCGUGGACAGAAAGCCAGCGCUAGUGCUGUCACAAACGGCCCAGCAUUGGUAAGAAUAUUACCACAAUUAAAACCUGUUCUCGAUUUUCUUGAAGUCAAGGGUGACACAUUCACAAGAGCUCAGAUAAUGGGUCACCUCACUGACUAUAUAAAAAAGAAGUCAUUAUACGAUCCUGUUGACCCAAGAAAGGUGUAUUGUGAUAAUGAUCAACUUGGAGAUAUAUUUGGAUGCAAAGAAUUCUCAACUGCUAAUGCAUGUGACCUGCUUUUGCAAAACCUCGAGAACGUUUCCGCGGCAACAAACAGUACGGAGUCCCAUUCCUCAAAACGGGCAAGAGGCAACUACCCUUGUCCACCCAGGCCGCUGACAUCCGUGUCUACCACUGAUACGUGCUCCUGCAGUGAAAGCGACCAGCAGUCGACCGGUGAUUUCCCGCUCUCAGCCAUAUCAGUAUUCCGGCCCCCCGGUGUCAAGCGAAAUGUUGAAAGUUCCUUUUCAGGAACCGGCAGUACAUCGCCUUGUCUGCCAAGUACCUCUUGUGUGGAAACAACAGAGAGCUUGACAAUAUACAUGCAACACUACAAGGCAAUUUCCGAGAAUGCAACAGACGUUGUAACAGAUACUUCGGACGAUCUGUUCUUUUUAAAUGAAACGGACGAAGAGCGUGUCGUGAGACAAUUUGUGAGCGAAAGCGAAGUUAGUUUGACCGCUGAUACUGAUGAUGAGAAUAUUGUGAGACGAAUUGAAAGCGAUGGAGGAAGGUUUGCCGUGGAAUAUGAACCGAUCUCAUACAGCGAGGAAGAAAGACUGGUAGCAGUACAUGGCUUUGACACAGAAGGAACAAGCGACUCCAUGGAUACGGAGGUGGACGAGGGUGAGGAUGGGGGUGAUGAGCUGGGGAAUGGGGAUAGUUCGGACUCGGAGAUUGAGGAAGAUGAUAAAUGGCAAUGUGAAUUAUGUGAAGAACGAAAUCAUCCUAUGACGAGACGAUGUGUCCGUUGUUGGUCUAUCAGACAAGAUUGGUUUCCUCCUACUUUGAAUAGAACAUCGUCGGAUCCAGGCCGAAUUCAAACUGAGACCUCGCAGCCCCAGAUAGACCCAGUAACCGUAUCUGACUCGGCAUCUACCAGCCAGAGCCGCGUUACUCCUGUUGUACCAGCGGCAAACGAUGCUACGGACUCAACUGCAUCGGAGACGAAGGAUAGUUAUGGUCGGUUGAAGUGUAUGCUUUGCCGUAAGGCACCACCUGAUGGCUGUAUCGUUCACGGAAGGACUGGACACCAGGUAUGCUGCCUUGUGUGUGCGCAAAAACUUAAAGAUGACAAUAAACCAUGUCCAGUGUGUAGGAAGAAAAUCGGCAAGGUGAUAAAGAACUUCAUGUAGCAUCCGCUUUUAAUCAAAGGAAGAUGUGGAAUUUGACCGUUACGUAACCCAAUUCACAGCUUGCAACUACACGGUCUCUCUCUAUUUGCAUCACGCGAAAGUCUAACCACGUCCAUAGACACCAAAUGCUGCUUGGCUUUUCAGAAAUGUUGAGCGCGAAGCCUGGGUUAAAUUUUAACCCACUGUUUUGGUGUGUGAAUUUUUGCAAAGUCACGUGGUUCGAUACUUUCGAGAAGAAAACGUCAGUUGACUCCUGCCUGAAACCUCAAUUCGAAAUUAGGCCAAAUUGGUCCCAAUUGUGCGAAUUUGUAAAUGCAAAUACUUCGAUGACACAAGAUUAUUAGAAUCACCUUUACGAGAGACCAAUCUUCAAUCGAAAAGUUUGUGAUUCGUGUUCAAAAAGAGAGUUUCUAAAAAGAGUCCCCCCCCCUAACAUAUGUGAGGAUAUAUAACUCUACUCUAUAUCAUUCGAUGACUGACCGGGGGUGACCCUCUAAAGUGGUGGACGUUGUGAAUAGCGUUUAAGAAAUUUCUUGUUAUGGUCCCCACCAACAUUCACUUGGGCGGGACGAACAUCAAAGUUCUACCAAAGGUAGUAGUGUAGUUGUGUUUGAACUAAGUUUGAACUCUAUAUGAUAAUAUAAAAGCAUAUAUAUUUAUUGACUAGGAAUUUAAAUAGAUCAUAAUAUAAAAGAAUAUACCACCCUGAUAUGGCCCUCGAACUACGAGAGCUGGAAUCUCUCCACAUUCACAAAAUGCACACGAUUGACAUCAUCCCCCCCCCCCAUUGCAGAAGCGCUAAUAUUUUAUUUGGUACGUAUUAUAUUUGUAAUGUAUUAUGGAUUUGGCGUUUAAUAAUUUCUAUCAGGAAAAUAUACAGUGCUCAUGUUUAUGAGCAAAAAAAGAGAUAUCACGGUCAAAAUACAAGAUCCUUUCGGCUUAUGCCACCUUUCUGCGAUUCGCUGUACUUCAUUUUGUUUUUUUAUCCGUCUAUCAACAAGGAUAUUUAUGGCGGUAGUUACUCGUAAAUUCGAUAAAAUAACGCGAAACAAAUGACUGGUAAAUCGAAAGAAAUUUCGCUCACCCCCCUGCGCAAGCCCGUCCAAAGAAUCUGUCCAUGUCACAAAAGCGAAGUUAAAAAGGUCCUUGUAUUUCGACUGUGAAAGUAAUGUGUAUGUUUUAAAACAUAUGUCCAGGACACAUUCGUUAUAGAAUUCAUAAUAUAUUUCGCAAUUUGAGUUUUCGGCUGCAAAGAAAACAAGAGCCAAACUCGAAUUUUGUGUGCAUAGUUUUACCAUAACUUGUGAUAAAACCUGUUUGUUUUCGUAAUUUCAAUCAUGGUUAUUUCUCAUAAGUACAAUGCCUCGUUUACACUACACUUAAUAUUGACAGAGCACAGAUAAAAUUGGUACCCUAGCUCAAUUUUAUCCAUCCUCAGGCUACCAGUGUACAAAAGCUGAACACAACUUAGUACCAUAAUCAUUUCAGUCUUGCCGUGCAUAUAAAUCAAGUGUAGUGUAAACGGAGCUCUCUCUAUAUAUACACCUUAAGUCAAGUAUACAAUACGCAUGCGUAUUUAUGUCUAUGCCUCUUAACUAGUUGAAAAGAAUAUAGAGAGGAAAAUAAUACAUUACGAUGCUAUGUAACAUAGUUGGUUAUUUUGUGGAUAAGGCCUGAUUAUUCCAGGCCAGUUAAAAUUACCUUAUUUUGGUAAGGAACUUAAGUAUUAUUGUGGUGGUGGCCGGAAACUAUUAAAUUGGUUAGCCACGAAUACUAGAAUUUGGGUGUGUGUGUAACUGCGGGGGUGUAUUGGAAAGAGGGUCAGGCAUGUCCAGGUGGAGGAGGUAGCCCAAAGGGAGGUGACCCCCGCCUGCAUAAAUCAAGAUAGAUAAGUUUUCUGAAUCUGAUUAUUGAAUGCGAUUUUUAAUUCGCAACAAUAUGGCAUUAUUUGCCCUGCAUGUGACAUAUAUUAGGGUUUUUGUUUAAAUUUUACCAAUACACCCCUGUUUAAAUGUAUAUUUUAUCUGUAUUAUUCAAGGCCCGGUUAGUCCCAGUUACUGGUUCAGCCUGGGGUGAAACAUUAACAUGGUCGAAUCCUAGCAUUGUAGCUAAGGUUUCUGCUUUAUGUAAUUAGACUGUAGUUUGCAAAUGCACAUCGCACGAAUAUAGCGAGGGUUAGGUUUAUAUAUUGUAUCAUUAUUGACGUUUCGAUUGCAUCCCAAUCGCAUUUUGCUAUCGUAAAUAGCUUGCUGUAAUAUGACGUUAUAUUGUAUUGUGUUAUGUUGAAAUGCUCAUUAUUUAUAAAGGAAAAGUUAACCUAUUUUACACUUGUAUUUUUCUCUCU